This is a messenger RNA of Plutella xylostella (diamondback moth), 1270 nucleotides long. RefSeq names its product exosome complex component Rrp45 (gene Rrp45). Lineage: Eukaryota; Metazoa; Arthropoda; Insecta; Lepidoptera; Plutellidae. Gene Ontology annotation, cellular component: nuclear exosome (RNase complex); cytoplasmic exosome (RNase complex). Gene Ontology annotation, biological process: exonucleolytic trimming to generate mature 3'-end of 5.8S rRNA from tricistronic rRNA transcript (SSU-rRNA, 5.8S rRNA, LSU-rRNA); nuclear-transcribed mRNA catabolic process, deadenylation-dependent decay; TRAMP-dependent tRNA surveillance pathway. Gene Ontology annotation, molecular function: mRNA 3'-UTR AU-rich region binding. The record is from RefSeq and is a predicted model, not a curated record.
AUUGCUUAAAAAUUAUAACCUCGAAACGAAGAUUUGGUUUGUAUUUCGUAAGUUGAAUUUACACAAAAUAAAAUGAGAGAGGUGUGUUUAUCAAACUGUGAGAAAAAUUUCAUACAGCAAAUUGUCUCAGAGGGUCAUCGACUAGACGGUAGAUCCUACCAUGAAAGCAGAAAACUAAAAAUCUCAUUUGGCUCAGAAUAUGGAAGUUGCAUUGUUUCUCUAGGAGAAACAAGAGUACUGGCUCAAGUUUCUUGUGAAGUUGUGCAGCCAAAACAAAUUAGGCCCAAUGAAGGUAUAUUAUAUGUUAAUGUUGAGCUGGGUCCUAUGGCUGCCCCGCAAUUUGAAGCUAACAGGCAGUCUGACCUAUCAGUGUACCUCAACAGACUGCUAGAGAAAUGCUAUAAGGAUUCUAAGUGCAUAGAUUUGGAAUCACUGUGUAUAGUUGUUGAAGAAAAGGUAUGGUCUCUAAGAGUAGACAUUAAAGUCCUGAACCAUGCUGGGAACCUCAUAGAGUGUGCUAGUAUAGCUACUCUCACCUCCUUGGCUCACUUCAAGCGGCCAGACGUUACUAAAAGUGGUGACACUGUCAUAAUCCACUCAAUGACUGAAAAGGAUCCCAUACCCACCGUCUUAUACCACUAUCCUGUCUGUGUCACUUUUGCUAUUUAUGGGAAUGACAUCCUAAUCUCAGAUCCAAGCUUCAUGGAAGAAUCAGUAUGCAUGAGUAGCACAGAAGAGGGAAUCAAUACUGGUGGAGGCUUGCUAGUAGUUGGAAUGAACCAGUACAAAGAACUGUGCUUACUAGACUUGACGGGAGCUGCCAUAUACAGUGCCAACUUGGUGCAUAGAGCCAGCCUCAGUGCCGGUACACGGUGCAAGGAUAUUGUGGACCUUAUCAAGCAGAGUAUUAUUAAUGAUGAUAACUUGAGACAAAAGAGAACAAAGAUCAACUUUGCAGACAUAAUAACAAGUGAUCACGUUCUCUCACUAACUAAGAGAGACCUUAGCAUAUGUUUGAAGAGCUAUGAUGCCAAUGACUUGAAAGAAAGUGAUGAUGAUGCGGAUAUGAAGGAUGCAGAUGAUGAUGAGGAUAUCAAGGAGGAACCUAGUAAAUAUGAUGUGGUGGCAUCUACAAAACUAACAGCCGAAGUUGUGGCCAAGAAAGGCGCUUCCUCGUGGAUAGAAAUAUCAUCAGAGUCAGAGGAUGAAAAAUAACAACCAAUAAAUCAAGUUGUUACAUUAGAAUGUAAUAAAAUUUCAUUUUACAAUU